Messenger RNA from Oryza brachyantha (malo sina), 1445 nucleotides. RefSeq names its product SNAP25 homologous protein SNAP33-like. The record is from RefSeq and is a predicted model, not a curated record. The coding region runs from base 308 to 1198 and encodes 296 amino acids. Gene Ontology annotation, molecular function: SNAP receptor activity. Gene Ontology annotation, cellular component: plasma membrane; SNARE complex. Lineage: Eukaryota; Viridiplantae; Streptophyta; Magnoliopsida; Poales; Poaceae. The transcript is spliced from 6 exons.
CGGAAGGGGAGAGGAGAGGAGAGGAGGAGGAGGCAGUCUCCCGCGACAACCAGGUCCAGAGCCACGCGAUUGCGCUGCGCUUGCGUUUGCGCGCGACCGAGUCCUUGCUUUUACCAUACCCAACACGCGGAAAUCGACGUUGUUAUAUUCGCCGCUCGCCUUGAACUCCCUCCUGCUCUUCCUCCUUGGCGUGCUGCUGCUCCUCCUCCUCCUCCUUCCUCUUCUUCCUCUUGCCCAAUUCUUCCGAUUUGUCCGCCGAGGGGCUGGAUUGCCGCGGAAUCUGAGCACAGAGAGGCUUCAAUUCAAGAUGAGCGGGAGGAGAUCGUUCUUCGCCUCUAACAGGAAGAAGUCCGGCGGUGGCCGCGGGAGCAGCGGCGGCAACCCGUUCGACUCCGACUCCGACGACGGCGGGAGGGAGCAGAGGCCGGCGAGGGCCUCCUCCGUGCCUCCCCCGGCCGACCAGCAGCGGGGCUCCCUCCUCGGCGGCGGCGCGGAGGGCUUCUCCUCCUCCUCCUCCUCGGCGGCGGCGGCGGCGAGGAGCCGGUACAGGAACGACUUCCGCGACGCCGGCGGCGUGGAGGCGCAGUCGGUGCAGGAGCUGGAGGGCUACGCGGCGUACAAGGCGGAGGAGACCACGCAGCGCGUGCAGGGCUGCGUCCGCAUCGCCGAGGAGAUGAGGGAGACCGCGUCCAAGAGCCUUGUCACCAUCCACCAGCAGGGCCAGCAGAUCACCCGCACGCACAUGAUGACCCUCGACAUCGACCAGGAUCUCUCCAGGAGCGAGAAGCUGCUGGGUGAUCUUGGGGGUAUAUUUUCCAAGAAGUGGAAGCCAAAGAAGAAUGGUGAAAUUAGGGGGCCUAUGCUUACUAGAGAUGAUUCCUUCAUUCGGAAGGGCAGCCAUUUGGAACAGAGGCAGAAACUGGGUCUAGCUGAUCACCCACCUCGAUCGAAUGCACGCCAAUUCCAUUCUGAGCCGACUUCAGCCCUCCAGAAAGUGGAGAUGGAGAAGGCAAAGCAGGAUGACGCCCUAUCUGAUCUUAGUAACAUAUUGACCGAGCUGAAAGGCAUGGCAGUUGACAUGGGCUCUGAGAUUGACAGACAAACGAAGGCUAUGGGUGAUUCAGAGAAGGACUACGACGAACUGAACUUCAGGAUCAAGGGAGCAAACACUCGGGCUCGCCGUCUGCUUGGAAAAUAAACUGCUGAAUGUUGUUAUAUCAGGAGUCCUUCCAUCCCUUUGUCUUUUGGAGCUUAAUUAAUUGUUUUCUGGGCCAUUGAUUCUGAUGAUUCUGUGCAUCAGAUUUUGAUCAGUAUGGUUGGAUAUGUCAGGGUAUACAUUAUCUGUAUAUAAUGCUAGCUAGUAUUACUUUGUGCCACUGUUUUGGAUCAUUUGCAAUGUUUCAAAUCGCAUUAGCAUCAAUAAAUUUGCAAUUGAUUCGAUGCCU